AUGUUUGUUCGAGGUCUCGAUCAAGACAAUCUUCUUCUCAGUCGGUUCAUCGUCACUUGCUCUGACAAAGGUCUUUUGGACCAUGCUACUUCGGUGUUUUUUCAUAAGACUCGCAAGAAUAUAUACCUUUACAACACCAUGAUCAAAGCUCUUUCGAGUAAUUCUCGUGUCAAAGACGCUGUCUUUAUCUACAACGAAGCACGAUUUAUUGGGUUAAGACCUGAUUCUUACUCAUUUCCUUUUUUGUUAAAGGGUGUGAGUCGUUUGGGUGAGGGUGGUUUGAGUUUCGGAAGAUGGAUUCAUUGUCAUGUAAUUAGUGCUGGUUUUGAUACCGAUGUUCAUGUAGGAGUAGCGUUAGUUCAAAUGUAUGCGUCUUGUGGGUAUGUUCGCGAUGCAAGGAAGGUGUUCGACGAAAUGCCCCUAAGAGACGUGGCAACUUGGAACGCAAUGAUCUCUGCGUAUUGUAAAGUUGAUGAGGUGGAGAGAGCUUGUGCCUUGUUUGAGAUUAUGCCUGAAAGAAAUGUGAUCUCUUGGACAUCUUUGAUUUCAGGCUAUGCUCAAGUGAACAAGCCUUGUGAAGCUGUUGCUCUUUUUAGAAGAAUGCAAACAGAUGGAGUGCUCCCUGAUGAAGUCACAAUGUUAGUCACACUCUCAGCUUGUGCCCAAUUGGGUGCAUUAGAGCUAGGUGAAUGGAUUCAUAACUACAUAGAUAAAAACAAUAUACACAAAACUACAUCCCUCAACAAUGCACUUAUUGACAUGUAUGCAAAAUCAGGGAACAUAAAGAAAGCAAUAUGGGUCUUUGAAAACAUGAAAGAUAGAUGUGUUAUAACAUGGACAACUGCCAUUACUGGAUUGGCUUCACAUGGUUUAGGAAAAGAAGCUCUUGAAAUAUUUUCUAGAAUGGAAAGAGCUCAUGUUAGGCCAAAUGAAGUUACACUGAUUGCAGUUCUUUCAGCAUGUAGCCAUGGGGGAUUGGUGGAAUUAGGUCUUUGGUAUUUCAACAAUUUGCUUCCAAGAUAUGGAAUUAAACCAAGGAUUGAACAUUAUGGAUGCAUGAUUGAUCUACUAGGAAGAUCUGGAUGCAUAUGUGAGGCACAAGAAGUACUAAACUCAAUGCCUUUUGAAGCAAAUGCAGCUAUUUGGGGUUCACUUCUUGCAGCAUCUAGACUUUAUAGAAAUGUGGAGAUUGGGGAAAGAGCUUUAAAACAUUUGAUCAAAUUGGAGCCACAUAAUAGUGGAAACCUUUCUUUACUUUCGAAUAUAUAUUCUUCUGUGGGCCAGUGGAAUGAAGCUGGAUUCACAAGGAAAGUGAUGAGAGAUACUGGUGUGAAGAAGAUAUCAGGUGUGAGUUGCAUUGAAUUGAAUAAUAGAGUUCAUGAGUUUGUUUCUGGAAACAGUUUGCAUCCUCAAUAUGAAAGAAUACAUGAAGUUUUGUCUGAGUUAAAUAGACUAAUAAGGGUUGAAUUUUAA
Messenger RNA from Lactuca saligna, 1473 nucleotides. Lineage: Eukaryota; Viridiplantae; Streptophyta; Magnoliopsida; Asterales; Asteraceae. The record is from the annotation of a GenBank genome assembly.